UAUCAUCAUACCACGACCACGGUCGUGACUCGUGUAUAGUUUAAUCGUGUUAUUGACGAACGGAAGUGAGUAACGACGCGUUACUCCGGGCUCGUGGUGGUCGGAAACGAAUAACAUAAACAUAAAAAUUAAUUCCCGGUAAAAAAAAAUAACAACAAUUUUUACUUAUAUUUCAAUUUGGGAGUAUAACGCGAUUAUGAGCAGUAUUAAUGUGUGAAUAUAACUCAAGGAGCAACGACGUCCGCCGCUGCCAUAAUGAUAAUUUUGAAACCGGCAUGGAUUACUCACAAUGGUAUGCCAAUAUUUUCGAUAGAUAUUCAUCCGGAUGGAACUCGUUUGGCUACCGGUGGCCAGGGACGAGAUUCUGGAUUAGUUAUGCUGUGGAAUACGGCCGCCGUUCUAGACGAAAACAGUGAAAACGAUGAAAAUGUACCCAAAAUUCUUUGUCAGGUAUGUGUUUCAUGGCACUAAAUAUUAUGGUUUACAAAAGAAAAAAAAAAAAUCGAAUUUCAUGAUUUCAGGUUGAUAGCCACCUGGCGUGUGUGAAUUGUGUCCGAUGGAGUAAUUCCGGCAAGUAUUUGGCUUCCGGUGGUGAUGAUAAAAUUAUUAUGGUAUGGUCAUUGACCAAAUAUCCAAAUAGUGGAAAUAUUGUAUUUGGUACCAAGAAUAUUGUCAACAUUGAAACAUGGAAAUGUAUGUUCACUUUACGAUCACACUCUGGCGAUAUACUUGAUUUGGCAUGGUCACCCGAUGAUUCAUAUUUAGCAUCAUGUUCAGUGGACAACUCAAUAAUUAUAUGGAAUGCUCAAAAAUUUCCAACCGUACAUAAAGUUCUUUCUGGUCACACUGGUCUAGUGAAAGGAGUUUCUUGGGAUCCAAUUGGUAAAUAUCUCUCUUCACAAUCUGAUGAUAAGUCUUUAAGAAUAUGGAGAACAUCAGAUUGGCAAACAGAUACUAUUGUUACAACGCCUUUUAAAGACUGUGGGGGAAACACGGCUGUACUACGGCAUAGCUGGUCUCCAGAUGGUCAAUAUUUAAUAUCUGCCCACGCCAUGAAUAAUACUGGUCCUGUUGCUAAAGUUAUUGAAAGAGAUGGGUGGACUUAUGAAAAAGAUUAUGUUGGACAUAGGAAAGCCAUUAAUUGUGUACGGUUUAGUAGUUCAAUUAUGGAACGUAAAGUUGGUAAGAAGACUCAUCACAUGUGUUUAUGUGCUGUAGGUUCUAGGGAUUCAAAUGUAUCAGUAUGGUUAACUGGUCUAACGAGACCAGUUGUUGUUCUUGAGAGUUUAUUCCAGGGUCCUGUUUUAGAUUUGUCAUGGUCAAAAAAUGGAUUGAAUCUAUAUACAUGUUCAUUUGAUGGAUCUAUAGCAAUUUUGAUUUUUGAGCAAAAAGAUAUUGGAAAAGCACUUACAGAAAAAGAAAAAAACACCAUUUAUGAAAAAAUUUACGGUAUUUCUCUUUUAGAAAGGCAUAGUAACACAUUACUUAUUGAAAAUCCAGCAAUACUAAGUAUGAAUGGUAUUAGUACACAAUCUGAUGUUCCAAAAGCUGAUACUAAAAAAGAAACGAAACAACCGCCUAAAUGUUUAUCUAAACCUUUACCACCUAUUUUGAAAAAACAAAUUGAAACUCGCACGUCUGAUGGCCGCAGGCGCAUUACACCUAUUUUUAUACCACCAACACCUGACAAUGCAGAAGAAAUUAACGUUUUACCAUUUUCUUCAUCUAGUGAAAAUAAGAGUCAAGUAAUUGUUGAAAGGGUAAAUGAUAUCAUUGAACCUAAUAUAAGUAACAGCUGUAGUAAUUUUAGUCAAGAAUCUCAAACUCCAUUAAUUAUCGACUCAACAAUACGAAGGAGUACACCAACAUCUGUUUUACAAACAUCUCCCAAUAAAUCGGAAUCCAAAAAAAGGCCAGAACCUAUAUCAAAUUUAUUUUCAACUAAAAAAAUUAAAUUCAGUAAUAUAGAAGAUGUAGAUGAAGAACUUUCCACAGAUAUUAAACCUAAUUUUCCUCAUAGUAUUACACAUAACCGAAGAUUCGCCAUUACCAAUUUUUCUGUUGAUCAAUCCACAGAUAAAGUUAUCGUAGAAAAUGAUAAAUGUAAUACUUUAAAUGGGCCUAUUUCUAAAAUGAAAAUUUGUAAUAAUAAUGUAGUUGUUUGGGAGAAAGUAUUCAACUCUAGUGUAAUAAAAUACUGCUCCAACAAAACACUGUCAUUGAUAAUUGUGGCAUUAAAAAAUUGUACUAUUCAUGUGUUAAGAUCUAAAAAUGGUUCAUUAAUAUGUCCUCCAUUUGUUUUAUCAUCACCAGUGACUUCUAUUAGUUCUAAUAAUCACUACUUAUUAUGUAUGACUCAAAAUUCUCUUUCUGUUUGGAAUAUUUAUAAACAAGAAUGUGUUUUACACGAAGAGAAACUCAACACAUUGAUUUGUUCAAACAAAAACAAACCAAUCAGUGUUCAAAAAUGCAUGUUAACUGAAAAUGGAACAUCAAUUAUUACACUGACUACUGGUAAAUCAUAUAUGUUUUCUAUAAGUGCAAAAUGUUGGAUGUUGAUCGGUGAUAGUGGAGAUGCAAUAUAUUCAAACUCGUCUCAAAAAAAUAAACAUAAUGGUUUGAAUAAAAAUAGCUCCAAAUACCCACUGAGUGUAAUGCAAGCGUAUUCUUCCAAGUAUAAAUCACAUUUAGAUUGUACGGACACAGAUGGGAUUAGUGAAUUGUGUUCAAAAUCGUUUUUGGAACAACAGAUGUCUGCUGCUUUAGCUCUGGAGUCGGACAGUGAAUAUAAAUAUUGGUUAUUAGCCUAUGUUUCGUUUUUAACCGAAAGAGAAGACUGUGAAAGAUUACGGAUUCUAUGUCAGGAUUUAUUAGGAGUUUCACAUGGUUAUACCAGUCAUAAAAAAAUAGAAACAAUAAUAGGCAUGUCAAAACAUGAUCUUUUAAAAGAAGUAUUAAUAAUAAUUGCUGCUUCUCGGAGCACUCAAAGAUUGUUUACAGAAUUCCAUGACCAAUUACAACUAAUAUCUCAAAUGUAAUGACUGAUUCAUUAUUUAUUUCAUAAAAUUAAUAACAGUGAAUGUUCAACAAGAUGAUCAUAAAUCACGUUACCCAAUUGUUGAGGUUUCUUUUAAUCCUUAUAAAAUACCCACAAUUUUUAAAAGAUUAGUUUUUGAUCAUCCCUGUAUGUACACACAAGCGUUUUUUAAUUGGAUGUUUUGGCUAUAACUGUUUGGUUAUUUAUUAGAAUAUUCGCGUAUUUGUAUUGCUAAUAGAACAUUAGAUAUAAUACAAGUCUUAUUAAUACUUUACAGUAUUUCAUUAAAUUAAUAGAAAAUAGACUUUUUCAGUCCAAGUAUUGAACAGUUAUAAUUAAGAAAUUGAGUUAAAACAAUAUAAUUAUUAAAUGUAUAGAAUUUGUAAAAAUAAUAAAAAUAUCAUCUAUACAAAUAUAUUUCCCCAAGAUCUCCAAUAUCAUUUUUUUAAAAUAGCUAAUAAAAAUGUAUUUUAAAAAAAUUGUAAUCAUUGAAACUCAAUGUUAUCUUUGAUAUUGCAUUAUACUAACAGGAAUACAAUUUUUAAAGAAAUCUUAUUUUGACGCUAAAUAUAUAUAUUUUUUUAAUUAAAAAUUAUAUUUUUACUUUUUUCUCUGUUGUAGGAUUUAUCUUAUACAGAUAGUAUUUUUAUAAAAUUUAUUUUAUUUUACCUUUCAUUUAGAAAGACUUAAAUGAAAUUAAAAAAAAUUUGAAUUACUCUGCCCGAUUUGAAUAUUCACUUGUGCACGCAUACACUGGUGUCUUCGUAUUCUGAAUAAAGUAUACAUGCCAUAUUAAUAUUGUAUGGGCUAUCUGUAUAUUGUAUAAUUGAUGUUAAAAAAUUUCAUUUGAAUUAUUUACAAUUUUUUGGCAUUUAAAUCCAUAUUUUUCUGGAAAAUUUAUUAUUAAUACAUUGUAUAAUAAUUAAUUGAUUGUUAUUUACCCCUAUUGUGUUAUACUUAUUUGUAAAAAUAAUAAUUUUGUAUUCCUUAUUACUGGAAAAAACAAAUUGUAAAUUUUGUAUUGAAUGUUAAUAUAUCAGUAGAUAUUUUUUUAUAAUUAUAGAUUUUUGAAAUUAUUUGAUUUGUCAUUUUUAAAUGUAUUUUAUGUAUAAGAAGCCUAAUAGUAUUAAAAAUAAUAAUAAUACUUAAGAACAAAGAGUUUUUGAAAUAAAAUAUGAAAAUUUUUCUAAUGAAAUGACUAAUAUAUUUUUUUAGGACAAAUACCCUCGAUUGCAUAGGUUUCUGAAAAUGAUUUAUUUAAAUACCAAUAAGAAUAAAAAUAAAUAAUUAAAUGAUUACAAAUAUUAGUAGUGAAGAAAGACCAAUUGUGGUGUAAGAUGAACAAAACAUUUAACAUCAGUCGUCCCAAUCACCUUCGGUGUCAUCAUCUCCAUCUGCCUCACUUUCAGAUUCUGGAUUAGGAGGUAACAUAGUUGAAGCCAUACGGUAAAUGACUCCCUCUAUGCCAUUAUCGUUUUGCUUAUUGUUACCAGAAAUGCCUUGCCUUCGCAUAGCCAAUUUUUUAUGUAAAUCAGCCAUCAAGCCAUCGCCUGUUGGUAACAUUUCAUCACAUGUUUUCCUAUCAAUAACUGAGCGUAAAUUGGCUUUUUGCAACCCUCCAGCAUUCCGUAUCUCAUCCAUUAACACACUAUGUGUAUUAAUAUUAUCGUUAAACGUAGUUUUAUGUAUGUUUUUUUCACUUUUAAUAGCAACUUCUCUAUCAAUGUGAUCUUCAAUAUUAUCAUCAAUUUUAUUUUGUGUAGAUGGUGCAAUAGCAGUUAACAAUUGUUCAUGUCCAAGUUUAGUGAUCUCUUUUUCAACAGUAAUUAUCGCCGAAUCAUCAGCAAUCAUUUGGUCAUCUUUUAGGUCAUCCAAUUCGUCAAAACUGGGAAGGCCCACCACUACAUUGGAUGGUUUAGAAAUAACAACAGGCUCAGCAAUGAUUUUCUCUUCUUCGAAAUAUUGUACAUCGCCUGCGAUACCAGGGAGGUCGGGUAAAUCAGCUGGCACAUCAAUAGAAGGUACUUCUUCGUCCACCGGAGUAUAAGAAUAGUUGAACUGACUAUCGACUUCGUUCAAAGGUAACGUAAACACUGGUUUGUGAAUGUUUUCAACAUGUUGGUCUUUUUCAGUAUCUGAUGGUGCAAUGGUGUUAUUUACUUUGUACGGGUUUGACAAAACAUAAUUCUUAUACAAAUUAACAUUAGAAUUAAACAAAAGUAGUGAGUUGACGUAUUUCACAUUGUCGGGCAAAUCACCUAAUCCCCUAGUCGAAUAGAUGUCUUUAUUUUUCAAAAGUUUUAUAUUUUCAUUGUUCACCCUGUAAAAUUUAAGUUUGGCAGACGGGUCUUUGAACACAGAUAUUUUAUGGGUGACCGGUAUAUUUUCAAUAAUAUCGGAUUUAACGUCGAAAUCGUAAUAAUAUUCAUAAUCUUUUUGACAAUGGGCAGCGGGGUAUUUCGAACUCGAGUACACUUGAAUAGAUUUCUUGAUGUUUGACAAACGGUGUACUUUGUUGGUGACGCUAUUUAGUCUGUCGCACAGUUUAACUACUUCCAAUUUCUGUAAGUUUAUAUUAUCUCGGACGUGUUCGUAAACGCAUUCAACGACUUUAUUGAGGCAAUCCAAUGAUUUGAUUAAUUGUAAAACGGUCUCUUCGUAUCCCAGAUCGUAGGGCAGCAAUGGUAUAUAAGCUUCUUUGUUGACUUUGACCAUAUUAUUUACGAGAUCAUAUGCGUAUAAACGAAAUUAUAAUAUUUUAUAUCCCGGAAUUAAAACUUAAAAAAUAUUAAAUUACUAAGAAAAUAAAUAAUAUGUUAUAUUUUGAUUUCUAUGAUUAUGAGCCCAUGAUUAUAAAUAGU
Molecule: messenger RNA, 5898 nt
Organism: Cinara cedri
Lineage: Eukaryota; Metazoa; Arthropoda; Insecta; Hemiptera; Aphididae
Source: the annotation of a GenBank genome assembly